Molecule: messenger RNA, 5598 nt
Organism: Bufo gargarizans (Asiatic toad)
Lineage: Eukaryota; Metazoa; Chordata; Amphibia; Anura; Bufonidae
Product: polyamine-modulated factor 1-binding protein 1-like
Exons: 25
Coding region: 89-3949 (1286 amino acids)
Biological process (GO): spermatogenesis
Source: RefSeq, a predicted model, not a curated record
GUGAAGAGUCAGAGCGGAGUAAAGUAGUCAUUCAGCGGUUACACGGCGUCUGUGCACCUGCAAGCUUCAGCAGAUCAACGGGCUAAACAUGGAAGUCGGAAUCCUGAAAUCUGAAUUGCAUCGAAAGAGCAGAGAGAUGGAGGCGCUGGAGGCUCAAGUCCAGCAGCAGAAGGAAAGUCUGCACAGGGCGAGCGACAAACUGAAGGACACCAAGAGGGCGGCUGCAAGCAAGAUACAUGACAAAGAAAGCAAACGUGAGGCCCUACAGAAGGAACUAUUAAAAGCUCAAACCCAGUACUCUGCAUGUUAUGAUGAGUUGCUCCACCGGGACAAACUUCUACAUAAACUUAAGGAAGAAAAUAUUCGGCUGACGGAGCAAAUCAUACAGCAGUCCCAGGACAUUUCCAAGACGAGCGAAGAAAGGAAGAGACUGGAGCUGAAGCUGGCAGUUGUCACAGAGAGACAUAAAACUGCACAACAGGAGGUUAAUAACAGAGAUCAAAUCAUUUUACAACUUAAAACAGACUUUAAAACAUCACAGGAGAAAUAUUUUGGCACUCAAGAAGAAUUGAGUUUUCAAGAGGCAGAAGUUUCAAGACUCCAGCAAAGGAUUAAAUCUCUACAAAGUGAAUCUCGGGAAUUGUGGGAAAAAUGCAAUGAUCAGGAGGAUCGAUUGAAUCAGGUUGAAAAAGCAAAGCAGCAGCUCUUGCAUGAAGAAGAGAUCCACCUUGGCCAGAUCCAGAACUAUACGAUGAUUGUAGAGAAACUUCAGAGUGAUCUCGAUCAAGCCAAGCAUUCUCACACUGCUGACUUAGAAAGGUGGAACCAGAAAGCUUCCCUCAUGCAAAAAGAUCUGAUCUCUGAAUCUACAGAACAUCGAGCAGAUCUUCUGAAAAUACAAGAGUGCAAGGAUAAAAUAUUAUCUCUUGAGGAAAACUUAGAGCGCGCCGAGCUUGUGUACCAAGAUACAAAAACGAAGAUGGAGACGCAAGAAGAAACAAUAAAAAAACAAAAUCUGGAGAUGAAACAACUACAAGAAGAGGUCCAAAAACUUGAAAAAUACAAAUUAGAAGGCCACAACCAGGCCAGAGCAACAGAGUCUGCCCUAGAACAGUAUAAGAAAAAAUAUCGAGCCACUGUGGACACCAUGAAGUCACUGGAGAAACACGUUGGUGCUCUACAACAGCACAUGACGGCAUCUGCUAGCGAGAUUACGAACAAAAAGGAAACCAUUCAGAGCCUUGAAGCUGAAAUAUUGAUUCUUCAGCAUCGGUGUAAGGACAAGAGUGACCAGGUAGAAACCUUUGAGCACCUGAUUGACCAGUUAACUGGAGAGUUGCAUUCCUCUAAGGACGAUGUUAAAUUGAGCAAAGAGCAGUGCCAGCAGUAUGGGCGGCAGGUGGAGACAUUGACAGAAAAGAUUGAUCUUCUCCAAAAGCAGAUCCUGAAGAGCCAAAAUGACAUAAAUAACAUUUCUUCUAAAUCCGAGGAGUACAAGUCCGCUCACAGCCACACAAAUGACGAUUAUGAAGCACAGUCUUUACACCUACAGGAGUGUCAAAAAGACAUGGAGGACUUAAAAAAGCAAGUCUGUGAGAAGACCGCAAAAGUAGAAGAGUAUCAGCAAGUCAUUGAACGCCAGAACGCUGAAGCUGUGAAAGCACUUGACCAGCAGAGGAAGUAUGCACAUGAAACCGAAGAGCUAGAAAAGACCUUGCGUUCCCUACAUACGGAAAUCCUGACCGGCCAGCAGAAGCACAAAGCCGAACUUCACCGAUUAGAGCAGACUGUAGCCCAGUUGGAGGCAGAACUGAAGGAUUGCAAGGACGUCUGUGCGCAGAAAGACCAGGCAAUAAGCAAAAGAGAUGACCUUCUGCGAAAAUCGGAAGCUGAUCUCCUGCAGGCAAGGAAAGGUAUCAAAGAAAAGGCGGCGGAGGCAGAGCACCUUGACAGCGUGGUCAAGAAAUUAGAAGAGAGAAUCCAGGACGCGGAGAAAAAAACGAAUCAAAAGGAGAAGGAAAGCGGUGUGCUGAGAGCCGAGAUAAAGGACCUCGGAGCAGAGCUACAAGAUGUGCAUAAGCUGUACAGGGAAACAGCACAAGAACUUGCCAGUCAAGAAGAAAAACUUCUUCUACUAGAAUCCAGCCUGAAAGCGACUGAAGAGCAGCUAAGUGAGCAAAUAGCUGAAACCGUUCGCCAGGAACAGACUGGCAGAAAAUACCAGACGGACCUGAAGACCCUUAAAGAACACCUCACGGCUUCAGAGCGAGAGAAGAGCGAAUGCAAAGAAAUGCUUGAAAAUAUGAAGGCCGAAUUAACAACAUUAAAAGCUCAGCACCAAUUGACAGUUCAUGAAAGUCUUCAGCUCCAGCAGACUAAUCACAAGUAUGAGAUAGAAAACGCCUCUCUCCGAGAGAAUGCUCGCAAUCUACAGCAGCAGGUUGAAAAUUUUGAGACCUUAGUGAAAGGUUUACGUGAAGAGCUCAUCCAGGGCCAGCUUCAUCACCAGGACGGGCAAACUCUGGUAGACAAGUUAAAGAAACAGGCUUCAGACCUGGAAUGUGAAGUUGAAAAUUUGAAGUCCAAGAAGAAGAGCGACUCUCAACUGAUUAAAGAACAAGAAAAUCGACUAAUACGAUUGGAAGAUGAAAUUCGUCAGUUACAGGAGAAAAGUAGUUCUUCUCAAAGUGAUCUACUAGAAGCCCGAGCCCAGAUGAAAAUCCUCCUCCUAAAUGUUUCUACGGCAGAGAAACAGAUGAAAUAUUACACAAGACAGGCCGAAUUUUAUGAGGAAAUGAUAGCAAAGCUGCAAGAAGAUUUGGAACAUUCAAAGAGACACUGCAGAAAAAGCACAAAAAGUCUGGAGUCUGCUGAGCAGAACCUGUGUGAUUUGAGACUGGAAAUAACUUUAAUACAAGCAAAUUACAAACAGACAGUCGAACAGCUAAAUGUGAAGACAGAAGAGAACUCCGUUCUCAGUGCUGAAGUCAAAAGGCUGAAGGAAGAACUUUCGGGGUUAAAGCAAGAAUCCAAAGCCGAAUUGUUGAAGCUUCAGCACAGAAGUACCAAAGAGGAGGUGGCAAACUUGCAAAAUGAACUGAAAACCACAGAAAAUAAAUACAUUACUGCACAGAGGGAGCUGGAAAUCCUGCGCCAAGCUCUAGAAGCAACACAAACUGACAACAGUCGCCUCCAUAAGGAAAGUGAAUUUGUGGCUGCAAAUGUUAAUCAGUGGAUCAAAGAGCAAAAGUUUGCCAAUGAAAACCUAGGGGAGAAAAUUUGUGAGCAAAACCAACUUUUGGCACACUUGACAGAGGAAAGAGACAUCUUCCAAAAAAGAGAAGAGAUGUUGUCUGCAGUGGUUACCAGACUGAAAUCAGAAAUGGAGGAGAUGACAGCUGAGCAUGAACAAUUAAAGGAAAAUGGUGUUGAACAGCGAGCGCUACUUUCAGAACUUAAAAAACAGCUGGAAACACAAGAGUUGGAGCACACAAACCUACUGGAGAAGAAUCUAGAAGCCACCGAAGACAUGCAAGUUCGGUUAAAGAACAAUAUAACGUCCAUUCAUUUUUUAAGCCAGAAGCUCGCUGAACUAAAUCAAGAGAACGGACAUCUGCAGCAGAAGCUGGACGAGGAGAGGCUUAGAAACCACCAGCUGGAUCUCCAGUUGGAAACCUGCAAUCAGACUCUGUCUAAUCUUUUCACUCAUCUAAAAGCUGAAGGACAAAAGGAUGUUCUUCACAAGGAGCCAACCCCUAACAAUAUUUUAUGCUGCAACCACAAGAACCAGCCACGUUGUGAUAAACCACUGCAGAUUCUUCCCCAAUGCCGGGAGACAAAGGACAAUUUAAAAAGGUCCGUGGAACAAUUAGUCGAAAAAGAUUCAGAAGAGAAAUCCUGCUGGAUACAACAUAUUGCAGAGCUUUCUGCUCUUCUGCAAGACAAAUAAAAGCUGAUGAAUGGUCAGAAAUGAUAAGCAUUUAUAUAAUCAAUGGUUCUGACCCAAACAUUUUUUUUAUAUGCUGCUCUGGAUUUCUGUAUUCUUUUAUAUAAAAGUACUGCAUACUUUACUGGCUGAUUGUCCAUGUUUAGAUGGUGGUUAGUUUUCACCAGGAAGUAGACAUUAUAUGUCAUAAUCUAUAUUGCUUAGGCCCUGGUCAGAGGUUUCAUGCUAUGUGUAAAUAACAUUUUUUAUUUCAGAUUUUUUUUUUCAUAUCUUUUUAUUUAAGUAUUUAAAGUGAGUCUGUCAUUCAGGCACAAUGUCUUGUAGGGCUACCUCAGCUUAAUGUAAUGAUGCUUUUCACUUAGUGAUCUGUGGUAUUGUUCUGGAGAAAAAGUACUUAUAAUCUAUAUGCAGAUCAGCAGUUAAGUGCACUGAGGGAGGGCCCAAGUCACUCAGUGCACACUUGUUCCUCCUUCUUCCUCUGCCAACCCCUACUUCUCCUUGAUUGGCAGGGCCAGGCAAGAUGACUAUGCAGGAAUCUGCCAGUCAAAGACAGGGAGGGUCUGGCAGGAAAGCCAAGGGUGCACCGAGUGGCUUGGGCCCACCCUCGGUACACUUACCUUUCUCAUUUACACAUAAAUUAAAAAGCUAAAUGAAAGGUAUUAUUACAUUCACAUGAGCUAGUCCUACAAGACAAGUAUCUGAUACCCCCGCAUCCUUGCCAAUCAGCUGUUUUGCAGUAGAUACAUACAGUAUAUAGUAACUACAGCUCCGUCAAUUGUGCGUGCAGCACUGCUCCCAUGGAAGCGAAUGCGGCAGCGUUACCAUAUGCAUCCAUUGCUAAAUGGACGGAGCUGUGUAGUUGUGGUGCCGAUUUCCGGUGCCCUAACUACUGCAAAACAACUGAUUUGCCACGGUCUGGGAUGUUAGAUCCCUGCAGAUUAGAUAUUGAUGGCUUUUCUUAAGGAUAGGCCAUCACUCGUAAAGGAGUGAACAACCCCUUUAAGUACAGUAUAUGGAUGCCUUUUGACUUCUAUAAAAAUGACAUGGGAAAGAGGGAAUUUCAACUUGUCCCAUCCCUUUAUUCCUAUUGUAGACAGGGUGCUGCUAGAGGUGUCAAUUUCCUUUCCCUAUUGAAAAAAAUAAAUGGAUUAUAUAUAUUCAUAAUCGACCAGGUCUGGCAUGCAUGUAUAUGGGGGUCUAGCGAGAAAUUGUGUUGAGUAAAGAAUUAUUUGUGUGGCUGGAUUAAGACUUUAAUGACAUGAAUUGGAACUGAAUGUGGAGUGUUCUUAAUACAUCCAAAUAUUUUUUACCUCUUGCAUUUUUUACCUCUUGACUGUAUUUUUGACGAAGCAUACCUCUGAACUAAGGAAUGUUUAUUUCUGAAGCAUCAUGCACCAGGGUUGCCUUAGAAAUGUGGUUUACAUCUAUAAGCGCACCUGACAAACCACACUGACUUAGGCCUUCUGCACACAACUGUAUCUGUUUUUCUGUCUGCAAAAUACAGAUGUGGUCCGUGGGCAUCCUGCAAUUUUCGCGUGAAAAAAAAAGCCUAUUCUUGUCACCGAAAGGAUAAGAAUAGGGCAGGUUCCAUAAUUUGCGGCCCAGCCGCACGAAUGCAGACCGCACACCAGGGGUGUAUCUAUCACAAGGCA